AUGUCAUUAGCCAGAAGUAUACCAGGGCGUGGUUUUGUUGCAGUAAGCAGCUACUGUAGGCUAUUUUCUACUACGGGUCUUGCUUAUGCUCCAAAGAAGCAAGCUUCACAAGAUAACUCCAAGAAGAAAGAGGCAAAGAGAAUGGCCUUACUUCGUUUACAAGCAAAACAACCAGCCAACAAGUCUCCAUUAUACAUGACAAUCCCGGAAGCUCUAAGAUAUCUGAGGGCAGCAGAGGUAGGAUUUCCUAUCAAUGAAGCUGUAAUUUCCAUAUGUUCAGUCAUUGUGAACGAUAAAGGUGCUCCACCCAUAAAUGGUUCAGUAAAACUUCCUCGUCCUUUGAAAGAGACCAAAUUAGCAGUAUUCUCUGACGAUCCAGCAUUGCAGGAGGAAGCCACUAAAUUUGGAGCUUCUUUGGUUGGAGGAAGUGAACUGAUUGAAGACAUCAAGAAUGGGAAGGUCCAGUUGGAUUUUGAUAAAGCUUUUGCUACCCCCGACAUUGUGCCAUCUCUUAAUCAAAUUGCCCGUAUUUUAGGUCCUAGAGGCUUGAUGCCGAAUGCUAAAAGAGGAACGGUAAUCACAGAUGUGCAGAAGGCUGUUGUUGAAUCCCAUGGUAGCUUGCCAUUCAGGCAGCGCAACAACUUACUCAGUCUUCCUGUUGCUCGUACGAACUUCACAGACGAAGAGACUCUUGAGAAUAUCAUUGAGGCCAAUGCUGCUAUCAAGGAGAGCAUUUCCAGAAUUAGAACCAAGAAACCUAUUCUUUUUGGAGAAACCACCAUUACAUCUACCCACGGUCCUGGAAUAGUAAUUGACUUUUAG
Molecule: messenger RNA, 822 nt
Organism: Komagataella phaffii GS115
Lineage: Eukaryota; Fungi; Ascomycota; Pichiomycetes; Pichiales; Pichiaceae
Product: mitochondrial 54S ribosomal protein MRPL1
Exons: 1
Coding region: 1-822 (273 amino acids)
Biological process (GO): translation
Cellular component (GO): large ribosomal subunit
Molecular function (GO): structural constituent of ribosome; RNA binding
Source: RefSeq, a predicted model, not a curated record